This is a messenger RNA of Colletotrichum siamense, 1461 nucleotides long. Its product is annotated as Drug resistance protein. The transcript has a single exon. The coding region runs from base 1 to 1461 and encodes 486 amino acids. The record is from RefSeq and is a predicted model, not a curated record. Gene Ontology annotation, cellular component: membrane. Gene Ontology annotation, molecular function: transmembrane transporter activity. Gene Ontology annotation, biological process: transmembrane transport. NCBI's taxonomy places the organism in Eukaryota, Fungi, Ascomycota, Sordariomycetes, Glomerellales, Glomerellaceae.
AUGUCCCAAUUCUUGACAGAAUACUUCGUCUCGGGCUUCACCGUCAUUCUCCCAACACUGAUCAGAGAGCUCGACAUCCCGCAGGCAGCCAGCGUAUGGCCAGCGACCGCCUUCUCUCUUGUUAUCGCCAGUACCUUACUCGUUUUUGGCCGGCUGGGCGAUAUGUGGGGUGGAUAUCCCGUCUUCAUAUGGGGUCUUGCCUGGCUUCUUGCCUGGAGCAUAAUAGCCGGGUUCAGCAUCAAUCCGCUGAUGCUUGACUUCUGCCGGGCUCUCCAAGGGCUAGGGGCUGCGGCGUUCUUACCUACUGGUGUUAUGCUGAUGGGUUACUUGUAUCGUCCUGGGCCACGCAAAAACCUCGUCUUUGCAGUAUACGGCACUUCAGCGGUAUUAGGAUUUUUUGGUGGCAUUCUCGUGGCAGGGAUCGUGGGGCAAUUCAAGCGCUGGGGCUUUUACUUCUGGAUCGGGGCCAUUCUGACGGCAAUUACGCUGUUAACUUCAGUCUUGUCUAUUCCGCGUCCUCAUUCAAAGGAUCAACCCGCGAAAGACCAACCCCCAACCAAAGCCAAAAUGGACUACCCCGGCGCCAUCACGAUUGUCUGUGGCCUCACUCUAGUGGUGUUUUCCAUCUUGCAAUCAGCACACGCCCCUGCAGGUUGGAGAACGCCAUAUAUUCCAAUCUGUCUCAUACUUGGUGUCGCGUCACUCCUUGCGGCAGUCUACAUCGAAAUGCGCAUCUCUGCUCAGCCUCUCUUGCCAGCUUCGAUCUUCACUACACCUUGCAUGAGCCCUCUCCUGUUGGCUCUCUUUCUGCUUUACGGCACAUGGGGCAUCUUCUCUGUCUACGGCACACUCUACUUCCAGAACAUCAUGUCUGCCAGUCCGUUGCAGGUGGUAGCGUGGUAUGUGCCUCUCGGUGUUGCAGGCCUCAUUCUCAGCAUCAUCGAAGGCUUCAUUUUGCACCUGGUUCCAGGGCGUGCGCUGUUGAUCAUUUCCGGUCUAGGAGCCGUAGGGUCACAACUUCUCAUAGCUCUGAUUCCCCUUGGGGGAAGUUAUUGGGCAUGGGUCUUCCCUGCAGUCAUCUUCAGCACCGUGGGAAUCGAUCUGUCUACGAUCUUGAUGACAGUUUUCGUGACCACAACCUUUCCUACAUCACAGCAGGGGCUGGCUGGAAGUGUUGUUAAUUCUGUACUGCAGCUAGGUGUAGCUUUCGUUCUUGCUCUGACGGACAUCAUCCAGUCAGCAACGGUAGAUGAAGAAGGAUUGGGGAAGAGUUACAAGAACACAUUCUGGUUUGGAGUGGGUGCUGCAGCCACGAGCUUGUUAAUUCUGGCGAUCUGGGGAAAGGUACCUAAGGCUAGUAGUGAUUUGACCGCGGACGAGAAGGCUGAACUCCUCAAAGAGGCAAUGGCUGAGCACGAAAGGCAAUCGGCCAACAGAGAUGGUACUCCGCGAGGUGCAUGA